This is a messenger RNA of Tarenaya hassleriana, 1831 nucleotides long. Its product is annotated as probable receptor-like protein kinase At5g47070. Gene Ontology annotation, biological process: protein phosphorylation. The transcript is spliced from 4 exons. The record is from RefSeq and is a predicted model, not a curated record. Gene Ontology annotation, molecular function: protein kinase activity; ATP binding. NCBI's taxonomy places the organism in Eukaryota, Viridiplantae, Streptophyta, Magnoliopsida, Brassicales, Cleomaceae. Bases 472 to 1686 code for a protein of 404 amino acids.
CCAUGUCUAUGUAAACAGAUAAGAUAUAAAACAGGAGAAGAUUAGGGAUUGACUGCGGCAAAUGAGUCAAUUUGGUCUUCUCUUUGGCUUCCCAUCAGAAUUCUCUCCCUCCCCCGUGUGAAAACAGAAUAAAGAAGCUCCUCUUGCUUCUCUUACCCCAUUUCUCGUACUGUGUCCGGUGUCCCUCCCCCUUCAUUUUCUCGGGAAAUCUCUCUCUUCUCCUUUCCCAUCUCCCAAAACCCUCUUUCUCUUUCAGCGAUUCUCCUGUCCAAGCAGCGACUGGGUUCGUUGGUUUUGCAUCAGAAUUCUCUCUCUCUUUUCCCAGACAAAUAAGUGAAAGAAACCAAAAAAAAAGUUUCGCCCUUUUGGCUCCAUCGAUUGAUAAUCUCUCCUUCACUUUCCCAUCAAAAUCUACUUUGGAUUGUGAAUCCUUUUACUCUGCUUUUUGACAAGAGGGAAAAAAAUAGAGACAUGAGCUGCCUCUUCUUGUUCAGGUCAAAGAAACACAAAAGCAAGGAUAUCCAGAUGAACAAUGAUAACAACAGACGGAGAAGAGACUCAUUACCAAGGUCAGCUCCCGAAUUGACGGCGAGGAGGAACCCUUCAGAUCCAUCCCCUUCAUUCAAUCUUCCAACACCCAGAUCUCUGCCUUCUCCGAGGAGUAUCGGUGAGUUGUACAGAGAGAGGGAAGACAGCAACAACCUCAGGGUUUUUUCUUACAGGGAACUCAGCGACGCCACGGACGGGUUCAACCGGAAGCUGAAGAUCGGAGAAGGUGGAUUCGGUAGUGUUUAUAGAGGCAGGCUUUUGAUCGGCGGUUCUGAUUCUCCACUUGUCGUCGCCAUUAAGAAACUCAACCAGCGAGGCCUACAGGGUCACAAGGAAUGGCUGAGAGAGGUUGAGUUUCUGGGAGUGGUGAAGCAUCCAAACGUGGUGAGACUGUUGGGAUAUUGCUCGGAGGAUGGGGAGAGAGGGAUCGAACGUCUAUUGGUUUACGAGUUCAUGCCUUACCGUAGCCUAGAGGACCAUCUCUUCGGCCGCUCUUUGCCAUGGAAACAGAGACUCGAGAUCAUGCAUGGUGCCGCUCUAGGCCUUUCCUAUUUGCAUUCUGGUCUCCCCAUCGAGGUGAUAUACCGAGACUUCAAGUCCUCGAACGUGCUUCUGGACGAGGAUUUUAGGCCUAAGUUAUCGGAUUUCGGCCUCGUGAGAGAAGGGCCACAGGGCGACAACACCCAUGUCACUACUGCUAGGGUGGGAACACAAGGCUAUGCGGCUCCAGAGUACGUGAGGACAGGCCAUCUGAGGUCACAGAGUGACGUGUACAGCUUCGGGGUGGUGCUUUACGAGAUCAUCACUGGCCGCCGCACCAUUGAAAGGAACAGACCCGCCGGGGAGGAGAAGCUCUUAGAGUGGGUGAGACAGUUCCCGGCGGAGAGCAGGAGGUUCAGCAUGAUCGUCGAUCCUCGUCUUAGGAACAACUAUAGGGCCGCCACGGCCAGGAGAGUGGCCAAACUGGCCGACUCGUGUCUGAACAGGAACGACAAAGAGCGUCCGUCCAUGGCUUAUGUGGCGGACACCCUGAAGAGCAUCAUCGAGGAAUGCGACGGUGGAGAUUCUUCCACGAGCCGCCAUCUUCCGGGAGGACCAGUGCGGGGAAGUUCGAGGGGUAUUAGCGUGAGAGGUUAGUUUGACCAAUCGUAUAAUAUUCCAUUACUCCUAUAUAGUAUAGGUGGUAUUUUUUUAUUUUAUUUUUAUAUUGAUAUCAAACCCCCUCCGUUAAUGUAUUACUUAUUAUUGUAACUUUAUUUUAUUAGUAUUUUUUCCCCUUAAA